CCAGGCUUCAGGCCCCGACCCCUGGCGGCUUCCCUAGUCCAGUCUGCCCUGCUAGGUCGCUGUGCCAGCGUGAUGUUUCACGAGAUGAAGUGCUUAGUGAAGGCCGCCGCGUUCGCUGCGGGCGCUACAGGAUGCCCUCCUCUUCAGUUUAAGAGCCUCCUAGAACCCUGGGAUGAGUAGGAUCAUCUAACUUGACUUCGAACCAGAGACUUCAGCCACUCUAGCCUGUGCCUCCCUGCCAGCUGUAUGUAAUUCUGCCCCAGCUGCACCUACCUCGUCUUAUGGUCGAAGGAGUUCCCACAGAAUUUAGAGCAUUCCAUGUACAAAGAUAUAAGGCUGUCUUCUUUGGUGUUAAAUUGAGACUUUCUGGGCUUUUCUCCAGAGUCCAAACUCCAGUUGUCUCAGGGAAAAAUUUUUCCACAUCACAGUCCCUGCAGCACGUGUCAGGUCCUGUGUGGAACCUGGGCCGGCUCAAUCAUGUGGCCAUAGCAGUGCCAGAUUUGGAAAAGGCCUCGGCAUUUUAUAGGGAUGUUCUAGGGGCCCAGGUAAGUAAGGCAGUCCCACUUCCAGAACAUGGAGUAUCUGUUGUUUUCGUCAACCUGGGAAACACCAAGAUGGAACUGCUUCACCCACUGGGAAGUGACAGUCCAAUCGCAGGCUUCCUGCAGAAGAACAAGGCUGGAGGAAUGCAUCAUGUUUGCAUCGAGGUGGACAAUAUAAAUGCAGCUGUGAUGGAUUUGAAGAAAAAGAAGAUUCGAAGUCUGAGUGAUGAAGCCAAAAUUGGAGCACAUGGGAAACCCGUGAUUUUCCUCCAUCCCAAAGACUGUGGCGGGGUUCUUAUAGAACUGGAGCAAGCAUAAUUUAUAAUUGUGAGACACUUAAUUGACCUGAACAAGCCUUAUCAACACUAUCAGAUGUAUUGUGCUACUGCUUCUACUACUUAAAACUUCAGAUUAAUUACAGAGAGAUUAAAAUAUAUGGACAUGUAUA
Messenger RNA from Cricetulus griseus (Chinese hamster), 990 nucleotides. The record is from RefSeq and is a predicted model, not a curated record. Lineage: Eukaryota; Metazoa; Chordata; Mammalia; Rodentia; Cricetidae.